Molecule: messenger RNA, 2532 nt
Organism: Miscanthus lutarioriparius
Lineage: Eukaryota; Viridiplantae; Streptophyta; Magnoliopsida; Poales; Poaceae
Source: the annotation of a GenBank genome assembly
AUGGCGGAGGAGGCGGAGGGGAUGGACCGGUUCGACAUGGAGGGGGACUUCGAGGGCGGGCGGUUCGGCCGCGACGGGGAGUUCUACUACCGGAGCCGGCGGGAGCGGGCGCCGCAGACCCGCGACGACGCCAUCUACGGGGUCUUCGCGGAGGGCGACUCCGACUACGACUCGGAGGACGACGAAGAGUCCCGCCGCCGCCGCAGGAAGCGCCGCAAGGACGGCGGCGGCGGGGAGGCCGACCUCACCAAGCCCGUCCAGUUCGUCUCCACCGGCAAGUUCAUGCCCACCCAGGAGCCCGAGCCUGAGGAGAGGCCGGGGCUCGGGCGCUCCGACGCCACCACUGAUAAGGCGGAGGUGGCGGAGGCGGAGGAGGAGCAAGACGACGAGGGGGACACCGAGAUGCUGCCGGCGAUGUUCGGCAAGAUCUGGGACGGCGCGCGCGCGAGGCGGGAGGAGAAGGAGCGGGAGCGCGAUGCGGCGGCGCGCCGGCGACAGGCGGCGGGUCUCGGGGCGGGGGAGCCGGCCGCGGCUCCUGGGAGCCUGGAGUCGAACUCCAAGGUGGCCAAGAUGAUGUUGAUGAUGGGGUACAAGAAAGGCAUGGGCCUUGGCAAGAAUCAGCAGGGGAUCACCGCACCGGUGGAGUCCAUUCUGCGACCCAAGAAUGCAGGCCUGGGGAGCGUCGAGGGGUUCAAGGAGCCCAAGACCCUGUUGCCUAAGGAGAACGUGCCGGCCCCACCACCUCCACCGGCAUCAGCGUUGAAGGAGAAGCGUUGGUACAAGAAGGCUACCACAAAGAAGGCUCCAAUCUUGACGAAGAAUGAGCUCCUGGCCAUGCGUGCUGAGCAGGAACAGGAGGAACAGCCUGCUAUUGUCCAGAAGGUGAUCGACAUGCGAGGGCCGCAGGCGCGGGUGCUGACAGAUUUGAAGGGGCUCAAUGAAGAACAAGAGAUGGAGGCGAAUGAUGUGCCCAUGCCAGAGCUGCAGUACAAUGUGCGCCUGCUUGUUGAUGAGGCUAGAGCUGAUAUUGUGAGGUUGGAUGCACAGCUGCGGCGGGAGCAGGAGAAGGUGGCUAGCUUGGUGCGGGAGAAGGAAAAGGUUGCUAAGCAAGAGGCAUCGCAGAAACGCCAGCUGCUGGUGAUGGAGAGAAUUGCAGAGACACUGGAGAAGGUCCGGGAGGAUGAUACAUCCGGCAUGCUCACUCUGGAUGGGUUGAUUCAGACAUUCCACGGGUUGAAGGUGCAGUUUGAGGAGGAGUUCAAGAUGUGUAGCAUUGCAUGGAUUGCUUGCCGAUAUGCUCAUCCAUUGCUAAUCCGUGUCUUCCAGGGGUGGCAGCCCCUGCAGAAUCCAAAGUUUGGGUUAGAAGUCAUGAGAAAAUGGAAGGACCUGCUGCAGGGGGACCAACCAUAUGACUUCUCAGAUAGUGCUGCAUCAAUGACGCCAUAUGUGCAGCUUGUUAGUGAAGUCAUCCUACCGGCUGUGAGGAUAUCAGGAAUCAAUUCGUGGGAGGCUAGGGAACCGGAACCAAUGCUCCACUUUCUUGAGUUAUGGGAUAAUAAGAAGUUGCUGCCUCCUGUUUUGCUUCAAUCAAUACUGGAGCAUGUAAUCAUGCCAAAGCUCUCAGCUGCCGUGGAUUCAUGGGAUCCUCGCAGGGAAAGUGUACCAAUCCAUGUCUGGGUGCACCCAUGGCUGCCAAUGCUAAGGGAAAGGAUAGAGACCUUGUGCCAUUCUAUUCAAUACAAGUUGAGCACUGUCCUCCAUGUAUGGCAUGCGCAUGAUGCUUCAGCAUAUGCAGUGUUGUCUCCGUGGAAAGACGUGUUUGAUUCGGCAAGCUGGGAAGACCUGAUUGUGCGGUAUAUCAUUCCUAAACUGAGAUUGGCACUGCAAGACUUUCAGAUCAACCCAGCAAACCAGAAGCUCGAUCAGUUUAACUGGGUGAUGUUGUGGGCAUCUGCAAUCCCAGUACACCUCAUGGUCCAUAUGUUGGAAGUUGAUUUCUUCAGCAAGUGGCAGCAGGUCCUGUACCAUUGGUUGUGCUCACCAAAUCCCGAUUUCAAUGAGAUAAUGAACUGGUAUAAGGGAUGGAAGGGCCUUUUCCCACCAGAGUUACUUGCCAAUGAGCGCAUACGGAUUCUGCUAACUGCUGGUCUUGACAUGAUGAACCAAGCUGCUGAAGGACUUGAGGUAGUGCAGCCUGGGGCUAGGGAGAAUGUGGGUUACUUGAGGGCAACUGAGAAGCGGCAGUUUGAUGCAGCACAGCAAGCUUACCAUGCUGUCCCAGGAGCAGCCAUGGCGGAUUUGAGCUUCAAGGAGUCUAUACAGGCAUAUGCAAUGGAGCAAGGUUUGCUAUUUAUGCCUAGAGUUGGCAAGUUCUACAAUGGCAUGCCAGUGUAUGAGUUUGGCACCGUUAGUGUUUGCAUAGACUCUGUGAAGCGACUACUGUAUGCACAGCUUCAAGAGGGUGUUGAGAGAUGGAGUGCUGUAACUCUUACACAAUUGAUGGACAUGAACCGAAUGGGAAGAGCACACUAG